AUGAAACUGACAAUAAUUUCUUCAUUGUUUAUUAUAUUAGCUGUACUUGAUUUAUCAAGAGCAAGAACAAUUCGAAAGAUAAAUAGCGGUGAUAACGAUAAUAAUGAAUUUUUCGAUGACGAUAAUGAUAAUGAAUUGACAGUAAAUGAAGAUGAAGGUGGUGUUUAUCGUCUUCAUCUUAGUGAUGCUAUAAUUGAACAAAUAUUUUCAAGAAUUCAAGAGCGAUCAGCAAAAUCAAUUUUUGGUGCCGGUGUUAUUGAUGAUCUUAAUGAAUUUAUGGUUGAUAAAAAAAAUGCCAAUCAAAUGAUUGAUCUUUUAUUCAAAGGAAUGUCUAGAACGCCUUUAGAUCCACAAAUUCAAUCCUAUGCAUUAACUAUUAUGGCAAGAUUAACUGAAGAACCAAUACUAAAUGCUAUUCAAAAAAAUUGUUCAGAGAUUAUGGUAAAAAUGGGUGAUUUACAGCAAAAACAAAAAAUUGCUAAAUGUCAUCCAAAAUUAGUUGCUGGUAUAAAACAAAAGAUAAAAGAAUUCAAACGACGUGAUCCACGUCCAUAUAAAUAUCAAGGUGAAAAGCAUGAAUUUGACGAGUGGCUCGGAAAAUUAUUUCCAGUUAAUGCAUGA
Didymodactylos carnosus is the source of this 621-nucleotide messenger RNA. NCBI's taxonomy places the organism in Eukaryota, Metazoa, Rotifera, Eurotatoria, Philodinida, Philodinidae. The record is from the annotation of a GenBank genome assembly.